Molecule: messenger RNA, 1468 nt
Organism: Loa loa (African eye worm)
Lineage: Eukaryota; Metazoa; Nematoda; Chromadorea; Rhabditida; Onchocercidae
Product: variant SH3 domain-containing protein
Exons: 8
Coding region: 1-1242 (413 amino acids)
Biological process (GO): neuron projection morphogenesis; positive regulation of dendritic spine morphogenesis; positive regulation of axon extension
Cellular component (GO): site of polarized growth; lamellipodium; postsynaptic membrane
Molecular function (GO): actin filament binding
Source: RefSeq, a predicted model, not a curated record
AUGACGCUAAAUGUGUUAACACAUCAAAACGAUAUUCUAUCUGCUUACGAUGUUGUACUCAAAUCGCCAGGCUAUGACCACUGGGUAAUUCUGGAAUAUGAAAGCAACUCGAAUAUCAUUAAGGUGGCAGAUACUGGAGAUGGUGGUAUGGAAGAAUUGUCGAGGAGCUUUGCAGCCGGAAGAUUGCAGUAUGGCAUCGGAGCUGUCAAAUGGGGUGCUUCCUCGAGUGCAAAAAUCGUCCUUAUCCAGUGGCAGGGUGAAGGUGUUCCAUCGUCACGUUUAGUUACAACAGCUAAUCAUGGUACAGAACUGAAACGGUUCUUGCGCGGCGUACAUGUGAUUGUAACUGCUCGAAGCGAAGAAGAUGUUGACAUGGAAAGCAUUUUGCGUGUAGUCGGGAGAUUGCCGGGGGUGAAUGAAGCUAUGCCAGCUUUAACUGAAAUUUCGCAAUUCACGCAUCCAAAGACAGUUGGGACUACCUAUCAACCGGUGAAACCAAAAAAUGAAAUCGAUGCAAAUGGCAGAGAAAUUUUCUGGAAAGAAAUAAGAGCGCAGGAGAAUGAUCGAAUUGCUGAAGAAAGGAAGCGAGAAAAGGAAAAGAAUGAAAUAGCUCUUCGUGAAAGAAAUGAAUUAAGUGAAAGAAUACAUGCCCAACUGUGUUCAGAAGAAGGAACUAAAAAAACCAGUAAACCUUCAAAUCCAGCAAUGUAUGAAAAAAACAUAAUUCGAGCGAAUGAUUUAAUGCGGGUUGAAGAGGGCUUGUUCAAGAAAGUGUCGAAUGAACCGCAGCAAUGUAUCGCAGAAGCCUAUAAAUUACAAAAGGUGACUGAAGAGCAAACAGCAAUAAAACAAGCUUCAGGAUACAUUCCAACCGAUGAAGGGAAUGCUAAUGUAAUCCAAGAGAAUGGUCUUGAGAACAGAUCGCAGCAAAAGAGAAGUCAGCAGGAAGUUGGAAUAAGCAGUUCUGUUAUUUACCAAGCAGACAGAAAUUGCACCCAGGAGGAUACUUUGAAAGCAUACUAUGAAAGUGAAGUAACUCGAAUAAUGGGAGAUGCGAAGUCGGCACAUGGAUUGCGUGUUAUAGCUUUGUGGGAUUAUCAGGCUGCUGACGAAACUGAGAUUUCAUUCGGUCCAGAUGAUGUUAUUACGGAAGUGGAUCAAAUUGAUGAAGGUUGGUGGCGAGGUCGAGCUCCGGAUGGUCAAUAUGGACUCUUUCCCGCUAAUUACGUUAGUUUGUUGUGAGCAAGUGAGAGAGGAAGAUUUCCAGUCCGUUUAUCUAGUAAGACUUCCGUUUUUUCUAAAGAACUUUCGCUGCCAAACAAAAUAUAUGUGAAGUUACAGAUCACUUUAAGAAAUGUGAUACAUUUCCUGAUUUACUAGUCCCUUAUGUAUUAUACAGUUGUCGUGUCUCGAAUUCAUUGCUGUAGAGGCUUUGUAGUUGAUUACUUGCAGUUAGUUUAAGAAGUCG